AUGUCAGCAAAGCCCGUCUCCUUCGACUCACACCCGCCUCACGGCCACCCUGAAAACCAGGGCCCCAGCACCCAGAACGUCGACCGCGCAUCCACUGCCUCGCAUCCUCCCUCGACCAAGCCCGACCCCACCACUACGGCACCUCACCCCAAGUUGAACCCCCAUGGCGCCAAAGGAAGCGAGCCCUCCUCCUCUUCCUCCGGUUCCGCCGAACUCUCCGAUCUUAAAGUAAGACUGAGAAAUGCUCUGCGACAAUACCCCGACUUCCCCUCCAAGGGCAUUCUCUUCGAGGACAUUAUGCCCAUCUUCUCCUCGCCAAAGCUCCACGCAGACCUCGUCAAGGCCCUCGAGCUCGAGGUUCGCGCAAAGUUCGACAAGACCCCCGACGUCAUUGUCGGUCUCGAGUCGCGCGGUUUCUUGUUUGGUCCUUCGCUUGCUCUUCGUCUUGAUGCUGGUUUCGUUCCUGUCAGAAAGCAGGGCAAGCUUCCCGGCAAGCUCGAGACUGAGGGCUACGAGAAGGAGUACGGCACCGACUUCUUCCAGAUCCAGAGCGACGCUAUCGCCAAGGGCCAGACUGUCCUUGUAGUCGACGACAUCAUGGCCACUGGUAUGUUCUUCUGUCAAACUUUACACAUUGAUCAAAAGCUAACACGAUUGCAGNGUGGUUCCGCAAUGGCUGCUGGAAAUCUCGUCAAGAAGAUUGGUGGUGACAUCAUGGGCUACCUCUUCCUCAUGGAGCUCGAGUUCUUGCACGGAAGAGACAAACUCAACGCUCCCGUCGUUACUCUGCUCAGCGGUCAGGACGCCGAGAGCCGCGAGAAGGAGCUUCCUCUUGGCCAGACUAAGGAGUCUGCCGAGGAUGUCAAGAGCGUACAAGACGCUGGCGGUGCUGCUGCCAGCAAGCAGCCAUAG
This is a messenger RNA of Aureobasidium musti, 912 nucleotides long. The record is from the annotation of a GenBank genome assembly. NCBI's taxonomy places the organism in Eukaryota, Fungi, Ascomycota, Dothideomycetes, Dothideales, Saccotheciaceae.